Aspergillus calidoustus is the source of this 1395-nucleotide messenger RNA. The record is from the annotation of a GenBank genome assembly. Lineage: Eukaryota; Fungi; Ascomycota; Eurotiomycetes; Eurotiales; Aspergillaceae.
AUGCGCCCCUUUGACGUCUUCACUAGAUGGCGCCCGCUCCCAAGCACAGAAUCCCAGGCACCAACACAAGAAAUCGACCGAGUCCAUACAAGAUACCCCAACGCCCUCGUAUCAACAUCCUUAACACCGCCUCUUAUCACAAAAAUCACUCAUUGCCGCCCCUGGAAAAGCAACCCCGUCUUCACGCACGUCUUCGAAGGCCACGAUACCAACAAAACCGUCUUCGCCAAAGUCGUCUCACCAAUCCUGCCCCGCGUCUUGAACGGAGAAACAUGCAACCUCCUCGCAUACGGACACUCCGGCAGCGGAAAAUCGCACACGAUCAUCGGGUACGACUUUGAAACCGCGGAUGAAUUCGGGCUUUGCCUUGCGGCGGCGAGGGAUCUUAGCGCUGAGGCCGCGCGACUCAAUGAGGCCGUGGAGAACGGAAGCGAGGAUGAGCUGGGCAUCGGUCUACGCAUGUACGAGCUCCGCGGAAACAGCGCAUUCGAUCUCCUGAAUAGCCACUGCAAGUGCCAUAUCCGCGAGGGGUAUGAUGGCCAGACCCACAUCCGCGGGGAGACCGAGGUCAUGUCCGACGGGCGCGUGCGCGUUCGACCCAUUGUAACCAAGGCAUGUUGGACGUUCGAUGACGUGCGGAGGGAGCUACUGGCUGGACGAGAGCUUCGAGCGACGCGGACCUCGACGGUCCACGACCAGAGUUCUCGGACACAUGCUGUGCUCGAGAUUGAACUUGUUACGAGGGCUUUACUCGACGCGAGAGAUGCGGUUAUUGAGAGACAGUCUGAACUAGUUCCUGUUGCGAAGCGUGCGACAGACGUUUAUCUGGAGGAGAAUAUGAAGGCGUUCGUCCGGACGGAGGAUGGGAAGUAUGUACCGAAUCCAGCGUACCAUAUUGAUGAGGCGCGGAUCCACGAGGCGGAGGCGAGGCAAGCUGAGCUUGAGGGGUAUGUGCAGGAUGCAGAGACCCAUGUCAACGAAUUGAUGCAAUCAUCCUCGCAUCCUUGCCUGGGAGGGAAGUUGGUCUUUGUCGACCUCGCGGGCUCAGAGUACUACCACGAGAAAUCCAUCUCCGGUUCGGCUCCACGGGCCAAGCAAACCCCACAGGAACAGCGAGAGGGGAGACAAAUCAAUACGGACCUGCUUGCUCUAAAGGAAGUGAUUCGUGCGAGAGCGCUGAAGCAGCCGCGAAUUCCCUACCGGUCUUCUCCACUGACGAUGGUUCUCCGAGGUCACUUUGAGCCAAGUGGUCCAACAAACUCCUAUACGGCGAUGAUUCUGACAGCAUCAUCCGAGGCAACGCAGUAUUCUGCUACGAUGAAUACGCUCAAGUAUGGGAAUCUGGUUGGCGUGGCUGGUGAGGAUAAAGCUGGAGCGGCCGCUAGAAAGGCAUAA